Molecule: messenger RNA, 642 nt
Organism: Paramecium octaurelia
Lineage: Eukaryota; Ciliophora; Oligohymenophorea; Peniculida; Parameciidae
Source: the annotation of a GenBank genome assembly
AUGCCAUUUUUGAUGUAGCCUUCAACAUCCNUAUUCGAAUAAAGGCGCUAUGAUGAUGUCAUAAUUUGGUGUGAUAAAGGUCUUAAAAUAAACCCAUAAAAUGAUGCUGCAUUUGUAAACAAAGGUUUGUUCAACAUUAUUUAUAUUUUAUUUUUAGGACUUGCAUUAGGGCGUUUAUACAGAUAUCAAGAGGAACUAAUGUGCUAUGAUAAAUCAAUAGAGAUAAAUAGAAAGAAUGAAACAGCUUACAUAAACAAAGGUUAUUUAGAUUUAAAUCAAUAGGUUGUGCCUUAAAUCGUUAAAAAUAAUAUUAAGAAGCAAUAUAGUGUAGUGAUGAGCUUCUUAGGAUAAAUUCAUAGCUUCAUCAAGCUUAUUCCAUAAAAGGUAUAUUUCAAUUGUAUAAGGGAUUGCAUUAUAUGAAUUAUCAUAAUAUAAGGAAGCCGUUAAAUAAUUUGACAAAGCAUAUUAGAUUUCAAAAUUGGUUGAGUAUCUAGUGCUUAAAGGUAAAUAUUAAUUUAAAAUUUAGCUGACUCAUUAUUUUAUUCAGGUUAAAGGAGAUAAUCUAAAUAAUUGUAUAUCGAAGCUAAGAAUAAAGGGUAUCAAGACAUAGAAUAUCUCGAGAGGAAAAUAAGUGAAAUUUGA